Messenger RNA from Rhododendron vialii, 1547 nucleotides. RefSeq lists its product as uncharacterized. The coding region runs from base 101 to 538 and encodes 145 amino acids. Lineage: Eukaryota; Viridiplantae; Streptophyta; Magnoliopsida; Ericales; Ericaceae. The transcript has 3 exons. The record is from RefSeq and is a predicted model, not a curated record.
AUUCGGUCUCCGCAUCCUCUUCAACCCCUCACUGUUCUCUCUCUCGUCAUUCGCGUUAAUUUGGUUUCGAUCUCAGUCGACCAUCGACGAAUUCCUAGCCAUGGCUUCUUCCUUGGUUGCGAGGGCGGCUCGUCAAGCCGCAACCGUCGCCCGCCUCUCCUCUUCGCCGUCUGCGGCUCAGGCCACGAGCCUAGUCCAGCGCCGCGGCCUUGCUGGCGCCGCAGAUCACCAUGGACCCCCAAAAGUUAAUGUCUGGCAAGAUCCAUUGAGUCCAUCUAAAUGGAAGGAAGAGCAUUUUGUGAUUGUCUCUUUGUCUGGCUGGGGUUUGCUCUUCUUUGGGGGGUAUAAGUUCUUCACCGGAGGCAAGAAAAACAAGGAAGAGGUAGUGUUCUAUGAUCUUGAAACCUUGAGUAUCAGAUGUUACCUAUUUAUUCAAGUAUGUUUAGGGAUUAUUUGUUUGUCAACAUUGUAUGUUCAUAUGGACAAGGCAUUCUUUCGUUGUUCUACACUGUUGCUCUUCUUUAGUCCUCCAUUAUGAAGUGCUGUUUCCAUAAAGAUUGGGCUGACCAUGAAAGUACCUCAAGUAGAAGUGAACAAUGCAUCCGUUAUUUAGAGAUUCAGCCUAAAUUACAAGUAUGCUGUACUAAGUAAGAAUUAACGUGAUGUGAUGUUACCAAAAAAUACUGAUGUACAGUAGUUUUGCCAAGAAUCUCAAGAAUAUAGAGCAGACUGUCAAAACAAGUACUUGUUAUAGGCAAAAGACUCAAAACUAAGUUUUCUUUGUUGGGACGCAAUAAAAUUGCAUGUUUUUCCUCCUUAAAAGUAUAGCGAGGGAUGUUUGAAUAGGCACCCCUUUAUAGGCCAUACCUCAAAAACUUUAUCUUUUUUUAUCCCUUCCGGACAAACAAGCAAACAUGGAUCAACAGCUGGUCUUGACCCUUAUUUGCUCACUAUUAUAUUUGAGUAAACACUUGACCAUUACCUGACACGGUUUCUGGCUCAGUAAUGUUUGCUUUGGAACUUAUGUUUCACGUCGGUUGGGCUGAAUUGUGGUGAUUGCUUUAUGGUUUAAGUUUUAUCCUCCGGACUCCUAAUGAUCUAAAAAAGGUUUACAAAUGCACAAAUACUUCGUAUGUUGAAAGUUACCGUAAAUAGUGUUGUGGUUGUCCUAUAUUGAAUUUAGCAGGAAGUUAUGCAUCCACUUACAUGACUGAUAUUAAUUAGUUCAAUAUGACGUUUAGCUUUCCUGACUUUUUCUUGUCUAUUUACAGAAAUUGGUGGAAGCGGCACACUAGAUGUAAUCUUUCCAAAAACGUGAUUUUCUUGGAUUUCAAUCUCCUGGAAAUUUAAUGGAUUUUCAGAUGUCUGUAAACAUUGUUUUGACUUCUGAGCCAAUCAGAUAUUUCCUUUUCUCGUUUUGUCAUGCAUAUUGAUCGACUGUGGCGUGUCCUAGUUGUUUCAAUAAUGAGCUGCCCUUGGAUUUUCUUGCGGUAUAUAUGCAUCUAUCAAACUAUUGAAAGACAAUGAAUGGUGGUUUUUAUGGAGCA